Molecule: messenger RNA, 561 nt
Organism: Aureobasidium uvarum
Lineage: Eukaryota; Fungi; Ascomycota; Dothideomycetes; Dothideales; Saccotheciaceae
Source: the annotation of a GenBank genome assembly
AUGGCAGUCCACCAACCAUUGAGCAUUCAAUCCAAACGCAGAAGCAUUUCUUUGUUGAUUCAACCUAUCAACAACAUUCAGCCAGCCAUGACAGCACAAGCACUGGCACUGGAGAAGCUCGGCCGUUCUGUGGACAUGAGCAUCUUUUCAGAACUACUCGACCUCGAUUCGCCAUCUGAGAUGUUCAGCAAGGAUGUUGUUUGCGAGUAUCUAGUCAUGGCUCCGGAGACAUUAGCUACGAUGAAGGAAAGCCUUACGCACAUCAAUCUCUCACAGCUCAACACAAGCACACAAUCACUUCGCUGCGCGUCAAUGGUGCUGGGUCUCACACGUAUCGAAAAGGCAUGUUCUCGGAUCGAGACUAUUCUGACACAUGGUGUCGAACUCCACUACACGGGCAUCGGCCUUGGUCAAAUCUGCGAGAUCCUCAGCUUCGUCGUCAAGGAUGCACAUUCACAUUUCGAGUUGGCGAAGAUGGCCUUUUCAUCAUUCUACAGCUUGCCAAUGGAUUCUCCACGAGAAGACGCUUCCGAUGCCUCGAGUGCAAGCUUUCAGUUAUGA